Drepanopeziza brunnea f. sp. 'multigermtubi' MB_m1 is the source of this 1155-nucleotide messenger RNA. The record is from RefSeq and is a predicted model, not a curated record. NCBI's taxonomy places the organism in Eukaryota, Fungi, Ascomycota, Leotiomycetes, Helotiales, Drepanopezizaceae.
AUGGACGCUGCCGCCGCCGCCGUCGCUCGAAAAGAGGAAGAGGAAGAGGAAGAAGAAGAACAAGAAGAAGAAAGUCUAGAGCAGAGAUCGCUGCGCCAAUUCGACGCGCUCGUCGAGCGGGGACAGCUUCUCUGGCGGGACACCACGCCCCAACUCAUCGCCGGCGAGCCGUUCAACGCAAGUUUUCUUUCGCACCUGUUCUGCUUCCCUUGUCACAUCACAUCAGCUGACCACCGAAAGCUAAGAUCACCACGUGUUGAAUUCCCGCAUACUGACGCAUCCCCAUGCACGCAGUUCCAAUUCCGGUCCGCGGCAAGCCUGACCGCCAAACCCAUCCUCCCGCGCGACGACCCCGCGCGCAGCAAGCCCACCACCAACCCCUUUGCCGACGAGGACCCCGAUUUCCUCCUCGCGCGCCUGGGCCCCGGCCCCGGCCCCGGCCCCAGCCCCAGCCACAGCCACAGCCCCAGCCACAGCCUCAUCCUCAACAAGUACUGCGUCGUGCGCCCGCAGUACCUGCUGCACACCAACGACUUUGUCCCGCAGGCGGAUCCGCUGACGGAGGCCGACCUAGGCUGCGCGUGGGACGUGCUGCAGCGGCUGGAGAGCGGUCGCAGCACUGGCACUGGCACUGGGACAGGCAGCCGCAGGUAUCUAGUCAUCUACAACUGCGGCUUCGAGGCCGGCAGCAGUCUCGGCCACAAGCACCUCCAGAUCCUGCCGGCCCCGCCGCGGGAGGAGUUCGACUUCUUUCCCGACGCGCUGGGCAUCGAUGACGGUACAGGCUCCCCCCCCUCCCUCUCUCUCCCCGCCUCACCCUCACCCUCACCCUCAUCCACCACCACCACCACCACCGCCGCCGCGGCCGCCGCACUCCUCGCCGCGACGUACGCCCAGCUGCUCCGCCGGGCCCGCGUCGCCCAGGCGGCCGGCCACAACGUCCUGCUGGUGCGGGAGUGGAUGCUGGUCAUCCCGCGAUCGCGGGGCCGCAAGGGCAUCUUGUCCGCGAACGCGGCCGCCAUGGCCGGCAUGGUGUGGGUCACCGGCCCGGAGGAGGUGAGGCUGUGGCAGGAGGAGGGACCGAUGAACUUGCUCUGCGAGUUUGGGGUGGCGGUCGAGGAGGACGCCGAGGGGGGCCACAACCACCACUCGUGA